Messenger RNA from Cordyceps militaris CM01, 627 nucleotides. RefSeq lists its product as uncharacterized. Lineage: Eukaryota; Fungi; Ascomycota; Sordariomycetes; Hypocreales; Cordycipitaceae. Bases 1 to 627 code for a protein of 208 amino acids. The record is from RefSeq and is a predicted model, not a curated record. The transcript is spliced from 4 exons.
AUGCCGCUAGCCAACAUAACUAGGGCCGCGCCACGAAGUCAUCCUCACAAUCUGGCCGGGCAGUUCUUGUCAGCGCCAUCGUGCCCUGGACUAAUCUGGGUGGCCCGGCCGCCAUCAGACGGGCUAGUCCACAGAUUCUCCAAGACUCCUGACUGGGCAAGUCGCCGCCAAGCUGAAGCCGCCAUGAUUCGUCUCUUGUUACCAACAGACGACUGGGAGAGGCCGGACUACCAGACUACCGACUACCGACUACCGGACUACCAGACUGCCAGACUGCCAGACUGCCAGACUACCGGACUACCAGACGACCAGACUACCAGACUACCAGACUACCAGACUACCAGACUACCACUAGUUACCAAAAUACCAGACUACCAGACGACCAGACUACUAACUAUUAACGUACCUUUUUACCAUAUCCUUCGGCUUGGGGGCAGAAAGUUGCUGGCCUGGGGACCUGGGGUACAGAAGCCGAACUGUAUUGAUUUACACCAGGGCCUGGGCGUCCAAAUGGGCAAUAAAAUGAGGAGUCGCUCCCCACUAGGUAGUUACUUGUCGGCCGAUCCUAACCUACAUAGUCCUGGUGCUAACGUAACAGAGGGAACAUGGUACGGCACUCAACUAUGA